UGAGGUGGUACAGGUGUUCCGCGAGCGGCCAGGGAGUGUGAGAGUGAGAGAGGGUAACGAUGUUAUGUUGAGGUGUGUGGUGGAGAACCAGCAGGGACGUGCACAGUGGACCAAGGAUGGCUUCGUUUUAGGGUUUGAGCGUCACGUACCCGGGUACCCGCGCUACCACUACCUGGGAGACGCUACCAGAGGCGAGCAUCACCUAGUCAUCAAGGGCGUGACGCUGGAAGAUGAUGGGGAGUACCAGUGCCAGGUGGGACCCACAGCUACUUCCCUGCCCAUCUGGGCAGCUGCCAACGUCACUGUCAUGGUGUCGCCGACGAGCAUCCGGGUAUUGGGUGUUGGUGAUGGUGAGGCUGUGGAAGUGGUGGCUGGUUCCUCCCUCAUUCUUGAGUGUCUUGUUACGGACGCUAGACCCGCUCCCACCGUCGCCUGGUACAGGGACGCCAUCACUCUGCACCACGGCAUGCACCAGGAUAUCGUGGAGGCUUCCAAACAGCCUAGGAGAUGGAGCGUAAGAAGCCGCCUGCUGCUCCAGCCAGAGCCAGAUGACGAUGGUCAACAGUACUCCUGCCGAGCUCUUCACCCAGCACUCUACCACUCCCCCACCACCCUAGUCGCCUCCGUCACCCUGGCUGUCUUACACCCACCUGGGCCACCUGCCAUCAGCGGGUACACAACAGGUGAGGUUCUGGUGGAAGGGGAGCAGAGAACCUUGGUGUGCCAGGUGGUGGGUGGACGGCCCCGCCCAUGGGUGACCUGGUAUCGACACGGGCGGCCCCUCAACCUGGCCCUCACCCACCUAGUGAGGAUGAACCAGCCUACCACCAGCGCCACCUCCACUACCACAACUACCAGCCCCAACAGCGCAGCUGACGACAGCAGCAGCAGCAGCACACGACCAUCGAGGGUAGUGAGCAUGAUGCAGCUGGUCAGAGCUGUUAGAGCAGAGGAUGAAGCAGUGUACGAGUGUCGCGUCUCCAGUGAUCUCCUCCCGCGACCUCUCACUGCCAAUGUUACUCUCACUGUACACUACUCCCCUGAACGGGUGACCAUCUCAGGUCCAACUGUGGUGGCGGCAGGCCAGCUGUUCACCCUCACCUGCGUCACCUCACCUGCCAACCCUCCAGCCAGCCUCACCUGGCGCCUUCAAGGGUCAGACAUAGGUGGUUCAGGGGCGGGUGUGGUGACGGAAGACCCAGAUGGUGGAUGGGUGACCACAUCUCAUCUCACCCACCACCUGCCCACCACACACCAGGUCAGUCAGACCACAGCAGACUGCCUGGCCACACACCAGGUCACCCACCACAUCCUCAACCACACACACCACAUUACCGUCAUCAAGCGUCCCGGGUGGCCGGUGGUGGAAGUAGAAAUGAAGGAGGGGCGGCAGGUGGUGGCUGGCGACCAGCUGAGUGUUGUGUGCACCUCCACAGGUGGCAACCCUCCUCCAGCGCUGACGAUAUACAAGGGAGGUAAGAAGGUGGGGUCAGAGUUGGAGGUGACUGAGGGCGGUGUGACCCGGGCGAGAGCCGUCUUCCAAGUCAUGCCUGCAGACAACGGUCAACAGGUCACCUGUCAGGUCAGCAACCCGGCCACCAGCACGCCCAUGGCCGCCCACGUCACCAUCUCCCUUAACUUCGCACCGUGGGAAGUGUCUGGCUGGGUGAACCCCAGUAAGGUGGAUGCUGGACAGGUGGCUAUCCUUGUCUGUGAGACAACAUCCAGUGUGCCUCCCUCCACCAUCACUUGGCACUCUCAUGGCAUUCACUUGGCUCACCCCACCGUCACUCACACACACGGACUCUUCGGCGGCACCGCAACAAGGUCCGAGGUGAGGGUGCGGACAGCCGCUGAGGACAACGGAAGAACCUUCAGCUGCGAGGCGGACAACGGCUUAGGAGCCGCCGUCUCUAACAACAUCACACUCAACGUCUUGCACGGGGCGAUGUGGGUAUUGGCUCCGUCAGGGGUGCUGGACGUACUUGAGGGUGCCAAUCUCACACUGAGCGCCCAGGCAACUGCCAACCCUGGACCCGUCAGGUACAGCUGGUGGCGUGGUCCCGGGGCAGUGGAGACUGAGGACCAGGGUGGAGACAGCGGGGAACUACGACUAAGGAAGGUACACCGUCACCAGGCUGGCAACUACACGGUGGUCGCUCGAGCUAACAACUCUGCUCUCAACUCAUCCUUCACCAUCAACGUCUUGUAUGGACCAGAGGAUGUGAUGGCAGCCGAGCGAGUGGUGGUAGAUGAGGAUGGAGCUGCCACAAUAUUAUGCUCAGCAACUGGCAACCCAACACCUAACAUCACCUGGACCAGAGAUGUUGAUAACACCAGCUCAGCGACCUUACUUGCCACGGGCAUGGGCGAAGCUCGUCUAGUGAUAGAGUGGGCAUCGCGAGAUGACACAGGCAUCUACUUGUGUUAUGCCUCCAAUGUUGUGUCCUCCUCACCUCCUGCCUCCACUGCUGUUGUGGUCACGCAAGCGCCUGAGAAUACUGAAGAAGUGGUAGGGCCAUCCAGAGCAGCAGUGGGAGCUACAGCACGCCUGGACUGUCGUGUGAGAGCAGCACCAGCACCAAUCUUCAGAUGGGCCACCAGUGAAGGACAAGUGCUUUCUAACAACAAAAAGUAUUCCAUCCACGUCCCGCAGUUGACGGACCGAGUGAUUGAGUGGUCAUCAAUGCUGGAGAUGAGAGACAUCAACAUCUACGACUACACCAACUACAGCUGUACCGCACACAACUCCCGCGGCUCCUACACUGUGAUCUUCACUCUCAGUUCUCCUGUGGUUCCGUCUCCUCCAAGAUUCUUCAAUAUCACAACUGUGUCUACCAACACUGCCGUCGUGACGUGGAUGAGUGAAAACCUUGGAGCACAACCUACUGGCUUCAAAAUAAAGUACCAGGCUACUGGUGCCUAUGAAUAUGAACUUGUGGAUAUUCCCGGAAGCAACUCAUCAACUACCACCAUCAGAGGUCUAAUUCCUGGCACUGAGUAUUCCUUCAGCAUUUCAGCUUAUAAUGAUAAAGGCUACUCAGACUACAGCUCACCACCCACAGCAAUAACUAUACCUGGCAUGAUGGAGGAAGUGGCCAGCGGCAGUACUGUGGACAGUCAGCAGCCACGAGUACCUCGCUUGAUCCUGCUUCUCAUCUCUCUCACUGGAACUGCCCUUCUUGUCCUCAAUAUCUCAAUAAUUGUUUGCUUUCUGAGACACCGAGCGAUAAAAAGAAAUAUAUCAGCAUCUUCAAGCAAGAUGACUACUUUAGACAUAUACACACCCACUUUUGGAGAUGCUGGCCACUGUGAUGAACUGCCCCUUACAUCAAUGAGUGAUGUCCCUCCUCCUGAGUACAAGUCACUCGAGUGUCAGACAAGAGUGGAUGAAAGUGAUCAAUCCAGUCUCACUGCUCCACACAUCACAGAAUGUCCGGAACCACAUGCCACACCACAUUCACUGAAAAGUACCAAUCCCAGUACUAGAACCAAAAGUCCCCUACUGAAUGGAGGAAUUAAUGUUCAGAGUGAUAGAAUUCCUCCUGAAAAGAGCGAAUUACCUCUCCAAAGCACAGUUAGCAUCCUUGCUUCUACAAGUCCCCGAAAGCAAGAAAAACUAAUUUUAACAGAAAUUGGCACAACAGGCCCUUCCUUGAAACCAGAUGUAUGCCCAAUGACCUCCAACAGUCAUCAUUCUUCACAUCAAAAGAAAGAAUUGCUUAAAUCUUUUUCAGAAGAUGAUGAAAGGUCUGUAUCAUCUGAGCGAAGCAGUGAUUCGUAUGGCUUCUCACCAAAACACAUGCAUGCAACGCUCUCUUCUCCCUGUCAACCACCAAGACAAACCACACAAGUUAUAUAUCAUGGCCAACCUCACAUCCAGCAGCAGUUAGAGCAAGAGCAACAUAACCAAUAUCAACAAAGCUUGCCAUAUUGCAAGCAUUCACAAUCAUCACCACCUAGUCAAGCACAUAUGUCAACAUUACAUUCCAGUUUGAAUCCCUCUCAGCUAUCAACAUCUAGCCCAGGAUGCUGUGAUGUCACCUGUAGACAGUCAUUAAUUACAGAUGUUCCUCUGGGAUAUGUCACCCUACAGCCACGUAGAAGUUGCCUGAAAACAUCGCAGAAUACCAGCCUCCAGCGCUCUCAUUCAGCUCAUAACUACACCCCCAGCAGCACGCACAAUAUUAGCCCCCACCCUUUUAUGGAAAUGCAAACGGAUAUCUGUUGUCAAAAUAGUGACUGCAGCAGCACUCAACUUCAGGGACCACAGCCUCAUAGAAUUGUCUAUGGAAGUGCACAUGAAUUUCCUAUUUAUUAUGCAAGAUCAAGAGCCAUUGGUAAAGGUUGCACUAGACAUAACAGUAUCAGCGGUAAAAUAGGAUAUGGGAAUGCUCCAUACCAAGAUCCAACAUUAUCCACAGUAACGCCUGACAUAUGUAAAGUAGAGCCUUCAAGCACUAAGAGAGUAGGAUGGAAGGAAAAUCUGCAUGACAGUCCAGGGCGAGGAACAAUGGCCUCCAGAGGUUCAACUGAUACCUCCACAUCAUCUACUACCUCCACUGUCACACUGGGUCCAACAAGGUUUUCUCAGCAUUAUGGUAGACAAGAUAGCUCAUGUAAGAGUCCACAAAAUGUAAGCAUGGAUGACCAUAGAUAAGAUUACACAAAAUAGGAAAAUACUAUUAAAAAUGCAGCUGGUAAGGGAGGAAAAGAAGAGCUACUUUAAUGUCCCCUUACAUAAAAAAAGAGGCUGUAUAAUUUCUUACACAUUCCUUAAAAGACUGGCUACUAAAUACAAAACUAAAUUUUCUAUCAUAGAUGAAUAAAAAUCACAACAGCCUCACUGGAAUAAUCCAUAACUAACUCACAAAUUUAAGACGAAACUAUUAUCAUUACAGCCUCUCUUCACUUAGUGACGUACUUGUUUACCAAUGCCUCAGACUUACAACAAGCUCUCUGGCCAGUAUUCAUACCUAAAUAAUGUAUAUUAGAGCUGAUUUCUUCUACUGUUUAUUUCAAUAUACAGUACACUACUGUAUAAACAUUUAAAAAUAUACCAGAAAUGUUAUAAAUGGUGCAAAGGUGACAUUAAAACAAUAUCAAAGAUGGUUGACACAAACUCACUACUAUUAUAGUAUGCUCCUCACUUGGCGACGAAUUUGUUUAACGACAUGGUCUUAGGAACAGAACUCCGUCAUUAAGUGAGAAGAAACUAAACAAUGUUUUGGUUUGACAUUGUAAUAGGUAAGAACAACCUGAAACAUCUAGUUUGAUCUAAAAUUUGUAGAUUAUUUGUAUUUGAUAGGUUAAUUCAAGAUUUUAUGGAAAACAAUCAUCAUAUACAACUUUGGAGUUUUCAACUUCCCCACGUUACAGAAGAAGAGAGAGAUGGUAUUCACUCACCAAGUUAGUUGAGGAACAUCAGCUAAAAAGCUUAGAAUGACAAACUCAUACUGUUGUGUAAAAAAAUAAACUGGCCCAUCUGGUCUUCAAUGGUAAAGAUAUCAUGUGUGAUGCAGAUACCUGGCAGGAUGAUAUAUUUCUUGAGCUGCUUCUUUGGGUGGAAAAAGCAAAAAGCCAAUAGGUGGAUAAAAACCCAUAUAGCAGUGAGGGGGUUGAAGAGGGUUGGAAUAGUUUUAAAAAUGCAGUAUUAGAAUGUGGGGCAGAAGUUUGUGGUUAUAGGAGGGUGGGGGCAGGAGGAAAGAGGAGUGAUUGGUGGAAUGAUGAAGUAAAGGGUGUGAUAAAAGAGAAAAAGGUAGCUUAUGAGAGGUUUUUACAAAGCAGAAGUGUUAUAAGAAGAGCAGAGUAUAUGGAGAGUAAAAGAAAGGUAAAGAGAGUGGUGAGAGAGUGCAAAAGGAGAGCAGAUGAUAGAGUGGGAGAGGCACUGUCAAGAAAUUUUAAUGAAAAUAAGAAAAAAUUUUGGAGUGAGUUAAACAAGUUAAGAAAGCCUAGGGUAAGUAUGGAUUUGUCAGUUAAAAACAGAGUAGGGGAGUUAGUAGAUGGGGAGAUGGAGGUAUUAGGUAGAUGGUAAGAAUAUUUUGAGGAAUGCACCCACCCCCUGAAGGGGUGGGUGAGUUUCAGUGGAGAGGAAUAAAUGGGAUUAGGUCAGGGGUUUCAAAUAGAGUUAGAGCUAAAGAAGAAGUAGCAAUAAUGUUGAAGGGUAAGCUAUGGCAGGAAAAUAGGGACUACAAAUGUAUUAAUUCCUCAGUGGAGAGGAAUAAAUGGGAUUAGGUCAGGGGUUUCAAAUAGUUAGAGCUAAAGAAGGAGUAGCAAUAAUGUUGAAGGAUAAGCUAUGGCAGGAAAACAGGGACUACAAAUGUAUUAAUUCAAGGAUUAUGUGGAGUAAAAUAAAGGUUGGCUGUGAGAAGUGGGUUAUAGUAAGUGUAUAUGCACCUGGGAAAGAGAGAAGUAUAGAGUAGAGAGAGAGAUUUUUGGGAAAUGUUGAGUGAAUGCAUGUGGAGUUUUGAACCAAGUAUGAGAGUACUUGUGGUUGGGGAUUUUAAUGCUAAAGUGGGUAAAAAUGUUGUGGAGGGAGUAGUAGGUAAAUUUGGGGUGCCAGGGGUAAAUGAAAAUGGGGAACCUUUAAUUGAGCCGUGUGUAGAAAGAGGUUUGGUAAUAAGUAAUAAAUAUUUUAUGAAAAAGAGGAUAAAUAAAUAUACAAGGUAUGAUAUAACACGUAAUGAAGGUAUGUAAAGUAAAAGGACACAAGUGUAACUAGUGUGACAUUUUAUUGUGGCAAUGUUACGCUCUCCAGGAGCUUUAUCAAGCCAUUACGAUGGCUUACGUAAUGGCUUGAUAAAAGAGAAAAAGGUAGCUUAUGAGAGGUAUUUACAAAGCAGAAGUGUUAUAAGAAGAGUAGAGUAUAUGGAGAGUAAAAGAAAGAUGAAGAGAGUGGUGAGAGAGUGCAAAAGGAGAGUGGAUGAGAGUGAGUUAAACAAGUUAAGAAAGCCUAGGGAACAAAUGGAUUUGUCAGUUAAAAACAGAGUAGGGGAAUUAGUAGAUGGGGAGAUGGAGGUAUUGGGUAGAUGGCGAGAAUAUUUUGAGGAACUUUUAAAUGUCGAUGAAGAAAGGGAGGCAGUAAUUUCAUGCACUAGCCAGGGAGGUAUACCAUCUUUUAGGAGUGAAGAAGAGCAGGAUGUGAGUGUGGGGGAGGUGCGUGAGGUAUUAUGUAGAAUGAAAGGGAGUAAAGCAGCUCGAACCAACGGGAUCAUGACAGAAAUGUUAAAAGUAGGGGGGGACAUAGUGUUGGAGUGGUUGGUAUUUUUGUUUAAUAAAUGUAUGAAAGAGGGGAAGGUACCUAGGGACUGGCAGAGAGCAUGUACAGUCCCUUUAUAUAAAGGGAAGGGGGACAAAAGAGAUUAUAAAAAUUAUAGAGGAAUAAGUUUACUGAGUAUACCAGGAAAAGUGUAAGGUAGGGUUAUUAUUGAAAGAAUUAGAGGUAAGACAGAAUAUAGAAUUGCGGAUGAGCAAGGAGGUUUUAGAGUGGGUAGGGGAUGUGUAGAUCAGGUGUUUACAUUGAAGCAUAUAUAUUAAUAUAAUUUUUUUUUUUUUUUUAACAAGUUGGCCGUCUCCCACUGAGGCAGGGUAACCCACAAAAAAGAAAAAUCCCCAAAAAGAAAAUACUUUCAUCAUUCAACACUUUCACCUCACUCACACAUAAUCACUGUUUUAGCAGAGGUGCUCAGAACACAACAGUUUAGAAGCAUAUACGUAUAAAGAUACACAACAUAUCCCUCCAAACUGCUAAUAUCUCAAACCCCUCCUUUAUAGUGCAGGCAUUGUACUGUACUUCCCAUUUCCAGGACUCAAAUCCAGCUAUAUAAAAAUAACCAGUUUCCCAGAAUCCCUUCACUAAAUAUUACCCUGCUCACACUCCAACAGAUCGUCAGGUACCAAAUACCAUUCGUCUCCGUUCACUCCUAUCGAAUAGGCUCAUGCACGCCUGCUGGAAGUCCAAGCCCCUCGCCCACAAAACCUCCCUUACCCCUCCCUCCCAACCUUUUCGAGGAUGACCCCUACCCCGCCUUCCUUUCCCUUCAGAUUUAUAUGCUCUCCAUGUCAUUCUACUUUGAUCCAUUCUCUCUAAAUGACCAAACCACCUCAACAAACCCUCUUCAGCCCUCUGACUUAUACUUUUAUUAACUCCACACCUUCUCCUAAUUUCCACACUUCGAAUUUUCUGCAUAAUAUUUACACCACAAAUUGCCCUUAGACAGGAUAUCUCCACUGCCUCCAACCGCCUCCUCGCUGCAGCAUUUACAACCCAGGCUUCACACCCAUAUAAGUGUGUUGGUACUACUACACUUUCAUACACAUUCCCUUCUUUGCCUCUAUAGAUAACUUUUUUUGCCUCCACAUAUACCUCAAUGCACCACUCACCUUUUUUCCUUCAUCAAUUCUAUGCUUAACCUCAUCCUUCAUAAAUCCAUCCACUGACACGUCAACUCCCAAAUAUCUGAAAACAUUCACUUCUUCCAUACUCCUCCUCCCCAAUUUGAUAUCCAAUUUUUCAGCAGGCGUGCAUGAGCCUGUUCGAUAGGAGUGAAUGGAGACGAAUGGUAUUUGGUACCUGACGAUUUGUUGGAGUGUGAGCAGGGUAAUAUUUAGUGAAGGGAUUCAGGGAAACCAGUUAUUUUUAUAUAGCCGGACUUGAGUCCUGGAAAUGGGAAGUACAAUGCCUGCACUAUAAAGGAGGGGUUUGGGAUAUUAGCAGUUUGGACGGAUAUGUUGUGUAUCUUUAUACAUAUAUGCUUCUAAACUGUUGUGUUCUGAGCACCUCUGCAAAAACAUUGAUUAUGUGUGAGUGAGGUGAAAGUGUUGAAUGAUGAUGAAAGUAAUUUCUUUUUGGGGAUUUUCUUUCUUUUUGGGUCACCCUGCCUCGGUGGAAGACGGCCGACUUGUAGAAAAAAAAAAAAAAAAAGGGGGAAACAUACUUUAAUAUUUCAUUCAUAAUUACAGGUAUGAAGGUUUAAUCCAUCUCUCUACACUUGGACUCUGUUCUUGGAUUUUAACUAUGUACCAUCUUUUACAACCACUCUUCCUUAGAAUGACUGAAUUCUGUUUCCAACAUAAGACAAUAUCACCUGAGCCCUUCUCUCAUAUUUUUAAUGACAAUUCCACAAGCAUGCACAAGCAAUGCCAAACUGAUUUUUGCUCAUCUCGAGUGUUAUUAGCAAUGGAUUAUCCAACACAUUUGAAGGAUACAUAAAAUUGCAUAAUACACACAAACUCAAGUGCAAAACAACAACAGGUAAACUUUAGUUACACGAACAAGUAACCGAUGCAGCCUUGCGUACAGAAUUUUAUAUCAUGGGCACUGCCUUCAAAUGGCUGAUGUACAGCAGUUAGAAAGUAACUGUAUACAUAUUUCAAGAGUAAUUUGUGAACUAGAAAUUCUAUGGUAGAAAUGUGUUGUGACUAAGGUGGUUUCUGAAUAAUGGAUAUGUUCAAUUAACUGGAGUUUGCUGUAUGCAAUAACAUUGCCAAAAUGCUUUUCAGUCUGUUGCAGACUGCAGCCUUAUUAUCACUUUUCCAAGUGCACCAACUUUGUCCCUUAUAAUUAUACUCAAAUUUGAGUAUGUGAGAAUCAUUUUGAAUAAAGAAGUAUUAAUAAAUUGAUUUUUUUCCUUAACACAACACCCUAGUUCUAUCAUUUCUUGGAACUUCAAAUAUUUUCAUAAUUUACUUACGUAAUUUUUCAUUAUUCCAAAAGUAAUAUGAUUAUUACAUUCACAGGGGAACACUAAACUCAUCUGAUCCAGGAAAUGGGAGGGUAGCUCCUACCUCCUGGAUCAUGAGCCAUUCACCAAUAUCAAGGCAUUCACUUAAAGUGUAAAUUAGGAAUGAAUGAUUUAAUUCUUUCAAAGAGAAAAAAUGGGUGUAUUAAGAUAUGGCUAACCAAAUGAAUUGUGUGGAAAAACAAAGUUGAGAUGGAACAAUAUAAGAUAUAAUGCACUCGCUGAGUGUCCGUGGUUUGAUCCCAGCAUGGGUGGAAACACUGGGCAUGUUUCCUUAUACCUGCUGUCCCUGUUCACAUAGCAGCAAUUAUGUACCUGAGUUUUAGUUAACUGUUAUGGGACAUCCUGGGGGACAAGAUUAAAGGACCCCAAUGGAAAUAAGACAGACAGUCCAUGAUGACUCACUGACUUUACUGGGUUAUUCUGGGUGG
Molecule: messenger RNA, 10171 nt
Organism: Cherax quadricarinatus
Lineage: Eukaryota; Metazoa; Arthropoda; Malacostraca; Decapoda; Parastacidae
Source: RefSeq, a predicted model, not a curated record